CGGAGUACGAGAGAGGAGAAGCGGGAGGAGACACCCGCCCCACCGAAUCGGUCUCUCUCUCUCUCUCUCUCUCUCUCUCUCUCUCUCUCUCUCUCUCUCUCUCUCUCUCUGCCUCCCGUGUAGAUCUCCAGCUUAGGAACAAUGGGGCUCACCUUCACGAAGUUGUUCAGCCGCCUCUUCGCUAAGAAGGAGAUGAGGAUCUUGAUGGUGGGUCUUGACGCUGCUGGUAAGACGACCAUCCUCUACAAGCUCAAGCUCGGAGAAAUCGUCACCACGAUUCCCACUAUCGGGUUCAAUGUGGAGACUGUGGAGUACAAAAACAUUAGCUUCACCGUUUGGGAUGUUGGUGGUCAGGACAAGAUCAGACCCCUUUGGAGGCAUUACUUCCAGAACACACAGGGCCUUAUUUUUGUUGUUGACAGCAACGACAGAGAUCGUGUUGUUGAGGCAAGGGAUGAACUCCACAGGAUGCUUAACGAGGACGAAUUGCGGGAUGCUGUUUUACUUGUUUUUGCAAACAAACAAGAUCUUCCAAAUGCAAUGAAUGCUGCUGAGAUCACCGACAAGCUUGGUCUGCAUUCCCUGCGCCUACGACACUGGUACAUCCAGAGCACCUGCGCUACAUCUGGUGAGGGUUUGUACGAGGGGCUUGAUUGGUUAUCCAGCAACAUUGCCAGCUUAAAUUGGCAGGAGGUGCCUCUUGUCGAGAUAUUCUCCCUUUAUAUCAGUGCUGGAACAUGAGAACCAUCAGAACUUUCAGAGUAAUUAUGUGUAUUAUUUCACAUCAGCUUCUUGAAUUUUAGUACCAUAGAUUUUGCACGUUUGAAAAUAUAGAUUUCUAGGCUACAUUGUGUUUUCUAAAUCCACUUUUUAUCGCUCAUUGAUAUCAUCUCAAUAGUUACCAAGCCUGCUUUUCUCUA
Molecule: messenger RNA, 920 nt
Organism: Musa acuminata AAA Group (dessert banana)
Lineage: Eukaryota; Viridiplantae; Streptophyta; Magnoliopsida; Zingiberales; Musaceae
Product: ADP-ribosylation factor 1-like
Exons: 7
Coding region: 142-741 (199 amino acids)
Biological process (GO): vesicle-mediated transport; intracellular protein transport
Cellular component (GO): cytoplasm
Molecular function (GO): GTPase activity; GTP binding
Source: RefSeq, a predicted model, not a curated record